CGUUAUUCAGAGGACGUGUUGAUCAGAAGAUGUUUGAUUGCUGUCUAAAGAUGAGGUUUACUUUACUAAGCAUCCUGCCUACUUUACUAGGCAUUCUAAUCCUACACUGGGCAAAAAGCCAAAGCCCCAAGUUCACUCAGAGCAGCUGGAAUCUUCUACCCAAUGUUGUUGUGGUGAACGUAGACGGCUCACUGGUUCAGCAUCCUCUAACCUGCCUGGGUUCCUUCAACCGAGAGGAGGAGGGUUGGAGGAGAGACAAUGACUGGGUGUGGCGGAGAGAUGGAGAGGAGGAUGAGGAGAUCCUAUGGAUGAUGGGUGGAGAGGAGAAGAAGAAGGGGAACAGCUUCCUUGUCAACCUGGAAGAGAGAACUGGAGGGGGGAUAUUUACAUGUCACAGCCUGGAUAAAACCCUCCUGAAGAAUACUACGGUGCUGGUCAAACACCUGGACGAAGAGAAACGCAUUCUAGAAGGAUCCACCAGAACAGGCUUUAUGAAAUGUUUGACACGGAACUACCAAGGAGAGUUCCACUGCUCCUGGAAAUUCACCCCUACACGUUUUGGGACUGUUAUGUUUGUCAAAGUGGCACGUGGCCUGUCUGAUGCGGAGAACAUCAGCUGUUCUGUGGACGCCAGUGGACAGCAGUGGACAUGUUCCUCUUUGUCUGGCCAGAGUGACAUCAUGUGUUCUGUGAACAGUAGUGGGCUGGGGGUGUCCUGUGUGGACAGACAGUAUUGUCCCUAUGCUGAGGAGACUGACCGGAUCACCCUGACCAUCUACAUGAGGACUAACUACCUGCUGGAGGAAUACUCCAAACGCUUCUACAUAUCAGAGAUAGUGAAGCCAGACAAUGUAUACAUUAAGGAGGUGAACAGCAGUACUAUAGAAUGGAGCUAUCCUGUCUCCUGGAACAGACCCAUCUCCUACUUCCCCCUCUCCUUCCAGGUCAAAGAGAUCGAAGGCAGAAAGUGCAAGAAUGGGUGCACGUGUGAUUCUCCCUACACAGAGGUUCACACCACAGAGAGCAGCCAAUGGUCAGUCAAGGCCAAGGUGACGGUGUGUGUCAGGGCCCAGGAUGCCCUCUGUGACUCCCCCUGGAGUGACUGGACAGAGUACAGACUCAGCAACAAGGGAAACAAGAGGGGGAGGCAGGAGAAGAAGAAGAAGAAGAAGAAGAAGAAGAAGAAGAAUGUGUCUCAAUAGUAUAUCUUUACCAUACUGAUGGCCAUCAAAUAUUAACCUAUUAAUUCACUCUAGUUUGUAGGCAUUCACACUCUAAAACAUCCACUAUGACAAAGGUGACUUAUUUGACACUCUAAAACAUCCAUUAUGACAAAGGUGACUUCAUUUACACUCUAAAACAUCCAUUAUGACAAAGGUGACUUCAUUUACACUCUAAAACAUCCAUUAUGACAAAGGUGAAUUCGUUUACACUCUAAAACAUCCAUUAUGUCAAAGGUGACUUCAUUUACACUCUAAAACAUCCAUUAUGAUAAAGGUGACUUCGUUUACACUCUAAAACAUCCAUUAUAACAAAGGUGACUUCAUUUACACUCUAAAACAUCCAUUAUGACAAAGGUGACUUCAUUUACACUCUAAAACAUCCAUUAUGACAAAGGUGACUUCAUUUACACUCUAAAACAUCCAUUAUGACAAAGGUGACUUCAUUUACACUCUAAAACAUCCAUUAUGACAAAGGUGACUUCGUCUACACUCUAAAACAUCCAUUAUGACAAAGGUGACUUUGUUGCCAAGAUCAUUUACUGACACAAACUUCACUUUUACAAUCUUUAUACUUGUUAUGAAAUGUAUUUGGUAAUAUUUAUGAUUAUUUAUUUAUUAAUGUUGCUUUUUAUCUCAUAGAGUAAGACAUGACAUGCACUAACAUAAACUGAAAUGAUAUUUUUGUGACUUUAAUGCUAUAAAUCUAAAUAAACGUACAGACCUGCA
Messenger RNA from Oncorhynchus kisutch (coho salmon), 1949 nucleotides. Its product is annotated as interleukin-12 subunit beta-like. Gene Ontology annotation, molecular function: protein binding. The transcript has 8 exons. Bases 30 to 1202 code for a protein of 390 amino acids. NCBI's taxonomy places the organism in Eukaryota, Metazoa, Chordata, Actinopteri, Salmoniformes, Salmonidae. The record is from RefSeq and is a predicted model, not a curated record.